This is a messenger RNA of Styela clava, 709 nucleotides long. NCBI's taxonomy places the organism in Eukaryota, Metazoa, Chordata, Ascidiacea, Stolidobranchia, Styelidae. The record is from RefSeq and is a predicted model, not a curated record.
UUGAAGAUUCACUUACAAAGACAAAUCAGAUCAUUGACGCUUUGCCAAGAAGCACAUACUGUUAUAUGGGAAUGAGGAGCAGAGAUAUACCGGACUCAGCUAUUACAGCUUCAUCAAUAUACGACGAAUAUCAUCAGGCGUAUCAUGGAAGGCUUGAUAACAGAGCUAAAACAGAAGAUUGUGGAAGAUGGUCGCCAAAAAACAAUCAAAAGGGCGAAUGGCUUCAAGUAGACUUCGGAAGAUCGGAACUAGUUGGUGGAAUAAUUACACAAGGAAGAGAUGCCGUUGCACAAUGGGUGGCGUCUUUCACAGUAUCUUGUGGUCUCAGCACUAGUUCUCUGGCUACCAUCCAAGAGAGUGGGGUAGAAAAGAUAUUUGCAGGAAAUUCUGACGUAGACACCAAGGUAAUCAACAUGUUCCCAAAACCAAUCACUUGUCGAUUUAUCCGAGUUCACCCUCAGACUUGGUAUAUCUACAUCAACAUGAGAGUCGAAUUUAUCAAGGGGGUGUGUCAUGAUCUGUACAUCUAAUGUGAUGACGUCGUGGUCACAUUUAUUUAACAUACAAAUAAUUUCCCAUAAUUAAAGCCAAUUUGAAAAUAUAUUAUGUAUUAUUAAUCUGAACUGACUUCUUCAACCCAAAUCAGUUUUACUAUGAUUUUCGCAAUAUUAUUUUGUCACAUAUAUAUAUAUAUAAACUUGCAAAAAUU